This is a messenger RNA of Laccaria bicolor S238N-H82, 2217 nucleotides long. RefSeq lists its product as uncharacterized. The record is from RefSeq and is a predicted model, not a curated record. NCBI's taxonomy places the organism in Eukaryota, Fungi, Basidiomycota, Agaricomycetes, Agaricales, Hydnangiaceae. The transcript is spliced from 3 exons. The coding region runs from base 1 to 2217 and encodes 738 amino acids.
AUGGGCACAUUUGUAGGGGGCACAGCACCACGAUCACAUAUGCUAAGCGAUGCAGAGCUAGAAGGUGAAGCUGAGAUGGAACGCGACCGUAGUCGCAGAGAAGCGGAAGCGAUACUCACGCGGGAGGCUCAGCAGAGGAGGCUCGUUGAAGAUCGUGUACUCUCUAUGAUGGCAAAGUCACUCCCUCCUCCGUCCUCGAGGUCUCAAACCAUGCCCAAUCCGCCAUCUCCGUCUAAUUCGCAGAAAGAGUCGGGUAGUAGUUGGUGGUCUGCUGCGAAGAAUAGGCUUACGCCUACGAAAGACCCUCCGACGCCUGCUCAGCAAAUUAUAUUGGACGCAAAGGCAAGGGACAAGGAUAACAAGAAGAACGCCAAAGGCAAGGGGAAAGAGAAAGAAUGGCCCGCAAACGCCCAAGGCAAAUUUACCGAUCCAGCAUUCGUCAAUCUCAACAUUCCAACGACACCCGUCCGACGCGUUCCCGUACCUUCUUCUUCCCCGUCUUCGCCUACCCCUUCUCGUCCGAGUCUAUCAAAUAUGCCACCUAAUUUGACGCCGUCUCCCAUGCGUUUCACAUCUCAAGGAACGCUAGACGUAUCAGGCACACUCCUCACGAUAGUCAAACGCUUUGAGAAGCUUGAGAAAUGGACCGUGGGUCACGUUUGGGCUCUGGAAGAUCGGAUGAACGAUGUCGAGAGAUGGUUAGUCGAUAAGGAAGCAGAAAAAGAGAAGGAAAAAGAGAAGGAGAAGGAGAAGGAAUCCGAUUCCGAGUGGCUAAGACACGCAGGUCCGACGGACAACAUGAAAGAUGAGAUCCACGACCUCCGGGACGAAGUUGUUGAGCUCCAAGGCCGACUAGGCGAGCUAGGUCGGGAGAUGGCGAAAAUUGCGACGGCCCCCAAUAAUCUUUCUGCGGGACCGAGAACGCAGUCCGCCGCUGUAUCUGUAGCACCACAAACCACUUCCUCCAUCGUCACGCACUCAUUAUCGAGUACCACUGCGAGAGAAUCUACAAGUCCCCCCAAGACUUCGAAGAGGAGAGAGUCGGGCACAAGGUUACCGUACCCUGCGGGGGAUUAUUCUUCUCCGCCAGAUACGUUCUCCCCUAGUAACUCUACCCCUUCGUCGAUUAGUUCCGCUAUGAGGCCGUUGUCUAUGGCCAUUUCGGGACUACCCCUCCAUUCAUCCUCAGGACUGGGUACACUACCGGGUGCUUCAUAUUCCACCACCUCACUUUCUUCACUGGCUUCCGGUACGGGUAGGCCGCCGUCUCCGCCUGCUCAACCCAAGUUCGCUCCUGCCUCUGCUUCUGCCAAUCGAACGUCGAGCCCAACGCUCGCACCAGCGAAGGGACGAACAGCACAACAAGGAUUGCCGCCCCCGAAAUCGGCUGCUGGGAAAAGACAGACGAGUGUAAGCCCCACGCCAAGGAAACGGUACACCGUUGCGCUUGGAGGGCCGAUAACUGCGCCACCUGACGAGGAUGAGUUUUCUUCGAACGCUGCUUCUUUGUUCUAUACCACCGCUGCCAAUACCGCCGCCAAUACCAAUGCGAAUACUAAUACCCGUACGGAUGCACCUGCUACUGCUCCUCUAUUGAAAAGGGUAGGCACACCAUGGUCGUACUCCCGUGUGAUUGGGGGGUCUUUUUCCGUUUCUCCCGUAGGGGACGAUGACGACGACAAGAAGAAAGAGGAGGAAGGAGCAGGUGAAUUCGGAGAAGGUGAAGAGACAAUCGGCAAAUCUUCCGGCAUCAAGCUCAAGAACGCGAAUGGGAGUCUGUCUUCCACCACCUCAAACUCGAUAUUGCCUGGUGGACCUGGGGGCGGUGAUUACAAGUCUACAGCAACUACGUCACCAUCGCCAUCCACUCGUCGGAUCAGGGCACAGAGUGCAUAUGGGUACGCUAGCCUCCUCCCUCCUCAGACUCCAUUACAGACUCCUACCAUGGGGACCACCGCGCCGCUAAAGCCGAAGUUGAGGUCCCGGUCUUCUGAGCGACUUUCCUCCGGUACCAGCUCCAUUGGGAUGGGAGACGGGAUGAUAAGCGGUGGUCUUGGUGGAGGGGGGACCAAGUUCGUGGACCCUUUGUUGUUGAGGAGGCAUCAGCAAAGUCAAGAGGGGUUACAGGUGAAGAUGCCGAUGCCGAAGCCGGUGGGGAAGGUUCCGAUUGGGCAGUUGGUUGCGUUUUUUGAUGGGGAGAAGGGGGGGAGGACAUAG